GCUGUCUUCUCUUUCUCUCUCUUGGAAUCCAUCUCCAUCUAUGGUUGCCAUUUUCCUUUCUCUAUAUAUAUCAUCCUCAUCCUGUUCCUCUUCUUAGAAGAAUGCAGCGACUGAAGACUAUGAUGGGGUCCCGCGACUACAUCCAAGCAUUGGAACAUGAACGCCGCAAGAUUCAGGUGUUCUCCAAAGAGCUUCCUCUUUCCUUGGACCUCGUCACACAAGCCAUUGAAGCGUGCAGGCAGCAGUUGUCUGAGACGACGACGGAGUACAACAUGAACGGACACAAUUCGGAGUGUUCGGAGCAGACAACAUCAACCGACAACGGUCCUGUCUUGGAGGAGUUCAUCCCAAUUAAGAAGAGACCGUCAUCUCCACAUGAAGAAGAAGAAGAAGAAGAAGAUGAUGAUGACGAUGAACAACAUUCCCAUCAUCAUCGCCACAAGAUCUCGAAGGAUAACACUGACAAGCGGAAAUCAGAUUGGCUUAGAUCCGUUCAGUUGUGGAAUAAUCCAGAACCCUCAUCACCACCUCAUCAGGAGGUGAACAAUAAGAAAGGUGGUGCGGUGGAAGUGAAGAGAAGUGGAAGUGGUGGUGCUUUUCAGCCAUUUCACAAGGAGAAGGAGGAAAGAGUAGGUGGUGGUGGCGGCAAGGCAAUUGCAAGUGAUGAUCUGAAACCACCGUGUUCCUCCAACAGCAGCAAGAAGGAAGAGAAAGAGGGGCAGAGGAAGCAACGCCGUUGCUGGUCUCAGGAGUUGCACAAACGAUUCUUGCAAGCCCUUCAACAACUUGGAGGCCCUGAUUCUGCCACACCGAAGCAAAUCAGGGAGCUUAUGAAAGUUGAUGGCCUCACUAAUGACGAAGUCAAAAGCCAUUUACAGAAAUACCGGUUACACACUAGAAGACCUAGUGGCAUAGUUCACAACAAUGGCAGUCCACAAACGACGCCGUUUGUCCUAGUAGGCAACAUUUUUGUUCAACCGCCAGAAUAUGCCGCAGCGGCCGUGGCCACGUCAGCAGAUCUAGCACCUGCCGGAAUAUAUGCGCCUGUAGCCACGCAUCCUCCUCCACCUCCUCCCCGGACGGCGGCUGGUUCCACUAGAAGACCGCAGUUGAAGAAAUCAUCAAACCACAUGCGUGAAGAUCAUCAUCAUUCACACUCGGAAGAAGAUAGGGCUAAUCAUUCAAACUCUCCAGCUUCAUCAUCAUCCACACACACCACCACAACUACUUCCCCUGCCUAUUGAUGAGUUUGAUGUAUGUACACAGUUUUGUAACCAAAUUUGGUGUAGAAAUUAAAAUCCUGUGAUAUUUUUGUCUUGACCUUGUUAUGUUAGAAAAAUGUUCUUUACUCC
This is a messenger RNA of Arachis duranensis, 1352 nucleotides long. RefSeq names its product transcription factor HRS1. Gene Ontology annotation, biological process: regulation of DNA-templated transcription. Lineage: Eukaryota; Viridiplantae; Streptophyta; Magnoliopsida; Fabales; Fabaceae. Gene Ontology annotation, molecular function: DNA-binding transcription factor activity; DNA binding. The record is from RefSeq and is a predicted model, not a curated record. Bases 102 to 1244 code for a protein of 380 amino acids. The transcript is spliced from 5 exons.